AUGUUUUCAGCAUCACAUCUGUCGAUAAUCCAGUCCACAUUACCAGUUCAUCUCGUGCUCUCAUUAAAGGUACACAGAGUUAUCCCCAAGUAUUUUAGCUUUGUGUGGUCGUUGGCUCAGUUCCGAUUGGUUGAAGGCUCUCAGUUUAUUGUUGCAUUUGGUCAUCAAAAGAACACAGUGGUGAUUCUCGGCUUAGAUGGAAGUUUCUAUAGAUGCCAAUUUGACCCAAAAGCUGGAGGGGAGAUGACUCAACUGGAAUAUCACAACUUUGUGAAGCCUGAUGACUCUUUCUAA
Molecule: messenger RNA, 294 nt
Organism: Lactuca virosa
Lineage: Eukaryota; Viridiplantae; Streptophyta; Magnoliopsida; Asterales; Asteraceae
Source: the annotation of a GenBank genome assembly